AUGCUUAUUAGCGAAGCUAUUUUCCUGGGGAGUUUCUCCCCCCGCCAGAUUAGACAGCAAGUUAUUGAUGCAAGAUUGACCGAAAUACGCCAAUGCGAGGCUAUCUUGACGGGAGCCAGUCAAACAGAAACGUACAAGAUAUACUUGGGCCAGACUUAUUGGGUCAAUCUUGAUAUCGUAACGGCUAAGCGAUUCUUGAAGCGGCGUCGUCAAGAGCUCGAGAUGGAUCGUCAACAAUUGAGAGAACGAUGUUCAAAAGAUGACGCAUCGCAUGAAUUAGUUUUUUCAUCCAAAAAUGAUGUGGAAAAUUUAGCAAGUGUUAUAGAGAUAGAGGAAGAGCUUGACGAGAAUGACCACAUUUUGAGCGCUUCAUUGAAUGGGAAAAUGGUUAAACCAAAACUCUCGAACAGACAAGAAUCUUUAAAACCUAAAGCUUCGAGUAAUCUAACAAAUUCAAUCUCAGAAUUCAAUUUUGAAGACCAGCAUUUCGAAACUUUCGAUGCAAACACCUUUCCACGCGAUUGCGAGUUAUACGAGUUGGAGAUUCUUGCUGGUGAAAUGAACUCCGAGAUGACUGAUGAAAAACACGAAAGUGAAGAGGAAGUAUUAGAAUAUAUCAAUAGCGACGAAGAUGCCGAUGAAGACUAUGCAGACGAGGUUCUCUUUGGAACGUCUUUAUCACUCAUACCGGCGAAUCUGGCUAUUGAAAAAAGACUAAAAGAAGAGCUACAAAAAGUGAACCAGGAUCAGAUCCUUCAUGAAAGAAAAUCAUUUCCAGAAAAUACUUCCGAAAAUAACAAAGGUGUUCGCUUUAGUCGUACUCUUGAAAUCAGAUCAUUCGACUCAAAUGUAACUGCAAACAAUAGAAAACAACUGAAAUUUCAGAUGGAUCACCAGGACAAACAUGACGCAAUUCAAUUCAAAGAUAAACAUACGAAAGAGAGCGUCAUGUCUGAAAAAGUUAUCGAGCGAGCGGAUACACAUGAUCCAAACGCGGAUCGUCUGGAUCCAGUGGUGAGAGAUGACGAUGUAUUGAAAACACACUCUGAUAGUUUUUCAGAAUCCUUAAGGAUACGUGAAGAUGAGAAAGUGAUGACAGGACUUAUCCUGGAGUAUCAUGCAGAUAUCUACAAAGGCGAAGAUAAUCGAUCCGGGUUCUUUAUAGACAAAGUCGAGGAUUUAUAUGCACAAGAAUACGAAGACAGGGCAAAAACUUCAACAAUUCCCACGAGCGAUGUAACGGAGCCCUCUGAUGACAUUCUUCAGGACAAUGUAAUUGAGAGGAUCAAAGAGCCUCAAAGCUUUGAUCAAUCAAUCACAGGAGAGAUCGAGAAGGGGUAUGAGUCUAUGAAGCAAAAAUUUGCCAUCAGUAACAGAAAAAUCAAUGAUGUGGUUGAAGAGUCGGGUGAAUAUGCAGAGAGCCGUUUUAAAAGAUCAAUGCGAAACUUGAGAAAGAAAUGA
Candidozyma auris is the source of this 1461-nucleotide messenger RNA. RefSeq lists its product as uncharacterized. NCBI's taxonomy places the organism in Eukaryota, Fungi, Ascomycota, Pichiomycetes, Serinales, Metschnikowiaceae. The transcript has a single exon. Bases 1 to 1461 code for a protein of 486 amino acids. The record is from RefSeq and is a predicted model, not a curated record.